Molecule: messenger RNA, 2028 nt
Organism: Polyodon spathula (Mississippi paddlefish)
Lineage: Eukaryota; Metazoa; Chordata; Actinopteri; Acipenseriformes; Polyodontidae
Product: suppressor of cytokine signaling 3-like
Exons: 2
Coding region: 402-1106 (234 amino acids)
Biological process (GO): intracellular signal transduction; phosphatidylinositol phosphate biosynthetic process
Cellular component (GO): phosphatidylinositol 3-kinase complex
Molecular function (GO): 1-phosphatidylinositol-3-kinase regulator activity
Source: RefSeq, a predicted model, not a curated record
CUAGCAGAUUAUGUUGGCAUUACACGGUUGCCGCUUGUCUAAGUGGAUAACUCUGCAAUAAUAAAGCAGACGAGCUCAAAACAGUUAUAUUUUGUUUACUUGCAAUACCUGCAAUACACACACAGUAAUAUAAAUUGACUUGUCAGCUCUUUCUGCAAAAGGGUUCGGACACAAAGAAGAAAAGUAUUGUCCUUUUAUAUAAGCGACUGGAUUUCGAGAAGCACACACUCUUGCAAGUUUGCAAACAUACAAGAAAACGCAAAUUGUGGAUUAAAAAUGCAUUCUUAUAUAUUUUUUAUAUAAACAAGUUUGGUGGCCCACCUAUUGAGGAAUAUCCCAUCCCAGUGUUCCAGUGAAAUUCAACAGACCGGGAUUUAGUUUUCUUUCUCGGUUGUUUUUUUAUGCCCCCAUAUUUAUUUCCUGGACGGGCCUCCUGUUCUGGGACUCUGGUCAGUUCAAGGCGCGACUGUAGCGCCAUGGUAACCCACAGUAAGUUUGACAUCGCGAUGAGCUGCAGCCCCUUUGACGCUAGCCCGCGGCUGCCUCCUCACCGCUUCAAGACCUUCAGCUCCAAGCACGAGUACCAGCUGGUGAUCACUGCGGUUCGGAAGCUGCAGGAGAGCGGCUUCUACUGGAGCACGGUGAACGGGAGGGAGGCCAAUAGCCUGCUUAGCUCCGAACCCGCUGGCACAUUCUUGAUACGGGACAGCUCGGACAACCGUCACUUCUUCACCCUCAGCGUCAAAACUGACUCCGGGACCAAAAACCUGCGCAUUCAGUGUGACAGUUGCUUCUUUUUCCUACAGACUGACCCCAAAAGCAUGCAGCCAGCACCUCGCUUUGACUGUGUCUUGAAACUGAUCCACCAUUACAUGCCUUCCAAAGUCUCCGCGGCGUCUGCUGGGAACGGGAAGAGCAAUUACUUUAUUUAUUCCAGCGGAGAAAAGAUUCCCCUAACCCUACUCAGACCCUUGUCCUCAAGCGUUUCCACUCUGCAGCACCUCUGUCGCAAGACUGUCAACGGACACCUGGAGGUUUCCAGUAAACGGGACCAGCUGCCUCAUACGCUAAAGGAGUUCCUCCAGGAGUAUGACGCUCCGGUAUGAAGACCCUUGCUGUGAACGGACCCCCGUAGUAGUCACCUCAUUGACUUGCUUAAGGUGGAAUUUUUGCUUUUGUGUGGCCUGUACUGUGCUGCACUGUACUGCUGAGCAACCUGGCUUUCCAUUCCUUUAAAAAGGGUCUUAAAAACUAUUCGAAACAAAGGUGACAGGGCAUGGUGGUCUAGCCAACCAGCUAGGCAGCUAGAAAUGUUUACUGUUAAGCACUGGUGCAAAUUCUCUGGUUUUUUGCAACUGUGGCAUAACAGCUGGCGACCGCAUGGCUAGGGCUAUCUAACCCUCACUAAAAUGUACGCUGAGUAUACUUGGUAUUCUACCCGUAUGCUGCUACAACUACUCAUUGUAUACUGGCGUUGCUAGACAAAGCAUAUUUCUAACAUUUCAUUUCUCUCUUGUCAUUUUUCCAAGAGACAAAGCAGGGCACCGGAAGUUACAUGACACAGUAAUUUCCAUUUGUGUUCCAGGCAGAGCUGUCUGGUUAUUGUAUGUGUGAGUCUGUGUGGAAGUAGGUGGGGGAAAGAGUACCCAUGAUUUUUCAAAAAGAAAAUGAGGCAGCAUCCUUAACAUCAAACUAGCACCAUACUAAUAGCUAGAACUGUUUAGAAGGAAACUUGGUUAAGUACUGGGGCUCUAUGGAAUUUUGCAGCAGGCUGUCUAUGUGGCUUUUUAACCUCUUAGAUUUUUUAAGGGAUUAAAGUCCAUGCAGAUAGCUAGAAGAAGCUAGCCCAGCCCAUUCAGAAUUCAUAUGUACACAAUUCUGCAUGUUUUUCUGAAAGAACCAUCAUUAAAACUAUCCAGAAAGGGGACCUGAGAAGUUUCUACCCCCUCACCACUGAAAAGAAUGUAUUAAUUCAGGGAGUGACACUCCAGCUUUUGUGAGAUGAAUAAAUCCCUGAUAAAUUGCAAA